This is a messenger RNA of Oncorhynchus kisutch (coho salmon), 3796 nucleotides long. Its product is annotated as C-type lectin domain family 4 member M-like. NCBI's taxonomy places the organism in Eukaryota, Metazoa, Chordata, Actinopteri, Salmoniformes, Salmonidae. The coding region runs from base 393 to 1916 and encodes 507 amino acids. The record is from RefSeq and is a predicted model, not a curated record. The transcript is spliced from 6 exons.
UUAGACAGUUUCCCCUUUAAUGAGGUUGACAGUUAAAACUGUCUCUGACAUUAGACUGAGUCACACAGAGACUCCAGCUGUGCAGCGAACAGACACAAACCUACAACUGAGAUAACAGCAGACUUUACAACAGUAGAAGAUACAACAGUAGAAGAUACAACAGUAGAAGAUACAACAGUAGAAGAUACAACAGUAUAAGAUACAACAGUAGAAGAUACAACAGUAGAAGAUACAACAGUAGAAGUUACAACAGUAGAAGAUACAACAGUAGAAGAUACAACAGUAGAAGAUACAACAGUAGAAGAUACAACAGUAGAAGAUACAACAGUAGAAGAGACAACAGUAGAAGUUAAAAGAGUAGAUGUUUUUUUGGGGACCACAAGCGUAUCAAGAUGUACAAGGGAAUCUAUGAAUACACAAAUGGAUUUGAAGACGAAGAACCUAAUGAAAUAAAGACCAUUGACAUUGAUGAUCAUAUUUACAACAACAAAAGGCCCAUCAUGCCCCGCAAGAAGGAUGGAGCUGGUGAUCAACAUUCAGUGUAUCUUUGGAGGUGGAAGAGACAUUUCCCAACUGCUGCAGUGUGUCUGGGGCUGCUGUGUGUUCUCCUACUGGCUUGGAUCAUAGGCCUGUUACUCUACCAGAGAAACCAAUUGACCAGUUCCGACACCCUGACCAAAGAGAGAGACCAGCUACAGACUAGCAACAACACGCUGACCAAAGAGAGAGACCAGCUACAGACCAGCUACAACACUCUGACCAAAGAGAGAGACCAGCUACAGACCAGCUACAACACCCUGACCGAAGAGAGAGACCAGCUACAGACCAGUUCCAACACCCUGACCAAAGAGAAAGACCAGCUACAGACCAGUUUCAACACCCUGACCAAAGAGAGAGACCAUCUACAGACCAGUUCCAACACCCUGACCAAAGAGAGAGACCAGCUACAGAUCAGUUCCAACAAACUGACCAAAGAGAGAGACCAGCUACAGACCAGUUAUAACACCCUGACCAAAGAGAGAGACCAGCUGCAGACCAGUUCCAACACCCUGACCAAAGAGAAAGACCAGAUACAGACCAGCUACAACAUCCUGACCAAAGAGAGAGAUCAGCUACAGACCAACUACAACACCCUGACCAAAGAGAGAGACCAGCUACAGACCAGCUACAACACCCUGACCAAACAGAGAGACCAGCUACAGACCAGCUACAACUCCCUGACCAAAGAGAGAGACCAGCUCCAGACCAGUAACAACACCCUUACUGCAGAAAGAGACCAGCUGCAGACCAAUUAUAACACCCUGACCAAACAGAGAGACCAGCUACAGAUCAGCUGCAACACCCUGACUGCAGAGAGAGACCAGAUACAGACUAACAACAACAGCCUGACCAAAGAGAGAGACCAGCUACAGACCAGUAACAACACCCUGACUGCAGAAAGAGACCAGCUACAGACCAGCAACAACACCCUGACUGAAGAAAGAGACCAGCUACAAAAAGAGACAGAAUGUCUGAAACAAUCUUUAGUUCAGAAAGUGUGUCCGGACGGAUGGAAGAAGCUUGGUAGCAGUUGUUAUUACGUCUCUACUGAGACAAAAUCCUGGGAGGAGAGCAGACAGCACUGCAGAAAUAGAGGAGCAGACCUGGUGGUCAUCAAGAGCGAAGACGAUCAGACAUUUGUCAAUUGGUUAUGCGGGGUAAAGAAUUAUGUCUGGAUUGGUCUGACUGACUCUGUUUCUGAGGGGACCUGGAAAUGGGUGGACGACACACCACUGACCACAAAGUAUUGGAACAGUAAAGAUCCUAAUGGUGGUGGAGCAGAGAACUGUGUGUAUUUCUACUCCUGGUCAUCAGACACAGGAGAAUGGUGGGACUAUGACUGUUCCUAUAAAUACAGAUGGAUCUGUGAGAAAUAGGAUUCUUCUGGGUUAUCUGUCUGAACUGGUAAAUUGGAUUCUCCUUGGUCGUCUCUCUGAACUGCUAACUAGGAUUCUCCUUGGUCGUCUCUCUGAACUGCUAACUAGGAUUCUCCUUGGUCGUCUCUCUGAACUGCUAACUAGGAUUCUCCUUGGUCGUCUCUCUGAACUGCUAACUAGGAUUCUCCUUGGUCGUCUCUCUGAACUGCUAACUAGGAUUCUCCUUGGUCGUCUCUCUGAACUGCUAAAUAUGAUUCUCCUUGGUAGUCUCUCUGUACUGCUAACUAAGGAUCUCAUUGGUCGUCUCUCUGAACUGCUAAAUAUGAUUCUCCUUGGUAGUCUCUCUGUACUGCUAACUAGGAUUCUCCUUGGUUGUCUCUCUGAACUGCUAAAUAUGAUUAUCCUUGGUCGUCUCUCUGUACUGCUAACUAGGAUUCUCCUUGGUAGUCUCUCUGAACUGAUAAAUAUGAUUCUCCUUGGUCGUCUCUCUGUACUGCUAACUAGGAUUCUCCUUGGUCGUCUGUCUUCGGGGCAAACAGAGGACAACUCACUGGCACCAAUGUUUUCUAUAGCAAAAAACUCCCAUCAGGAUGUGUAACCAACAGUUUGGCUCUAGUAACAGAGGUGGAUGGUGGGGGAGGCGGUUCUUCGUUGCUACCGCAUCGGGGACCCGCUCAACUGAUUCCCCUGGGGGGGGAAGAAGGGGCUUCUAACCUAGGGGCACGUCCCCAGUGGCAGACAGGGGGCCAGCCAACAAAUCACACCGUGUCCUGGCCUGUAUCCUCUCGGACGGAGCACAGACCCCUCCCCCGUGCCAAAGCUCUCCCCUCAGCACUUUUCACAAGAAACUGUGACAGGAAGACCUACUUCCUGUCGUCACCAAGCACCGUCUCCAAAUCCCAUUGUACUGGCCGUUUGUCAUACAAGGUCUUUGUCACAUCCAGGCGUCAUGCCGAGGGCACAGAGCAAAAAUAUGAUGAAAGGGGCAGAUAUGUUACAUGGUAGAUACAGUAUGUUACAUGGUAGAUUCAGUAUGUUACAUAGUAGAUACAGUAUGUUACAUGGUAGAUACAGUAUGUUACAUGGUAGAUACAGUAUGUUACAUGGUAGAUACAGUAUGUUACAUGGUAGAUACAGUAUGUUACAUGGUAGAUAUAGUAUGUUACAUGGUAGAUACAGUAUGUUACAUGGUAGAUACAGUAUGUUACAUGGUAGAUACAGUAUGUUACAUGGUAGAUACAGUAUGUUACAUAGUAGAUACAGUAUGUUACAUGGUAGAUACAGUAUGUUACAUGGUAGAUACAGUAUGUUACAUGGUAGAUACAGUAUGUUACAUGGUAGAUACAGUAUGUUACAUAGUAGAUACAGUAUGUUACAAGGUAGAUACAGUAUGUUACAUGGUAGAUACAGUAUGUUACAUGGUAGAUACAGUAUGUUACAUAGUAGAUACAGUAUGUUACGAUACAGUAUGUUACAAUACAGUAUGUUACAUGUUAGAUACAGUAUGUUACAUGGUAGAUACAGUAUGUUACAUGGUAGAUACAGUAUGUUACAUGGUAGAUACAGUAUGUUACAUGGUAAAUACAGUAUGUUACAUGGUAAAUACAGUAUGUUAUAUGUUAGAUACAGUAUGUUACAUGUUAGAUACAGUAUGUUACAUGGUAGAUACAGUAUGUUACAUGUUAGAUACAGUAUGUUACAUGUUAGAUACAGUAUGUUACAUGGUAGAUACAGUAUGUUACAUGGUAGAUACAGUUUGCUUGCUCCUUUAGCUUCUAUCCAAUAACAAACUACUUCCUGCUUAUUCCGUUUACCUUGUCAAACACAUGAUAUAACCAAGAUAAUGAAAAUAAAACAAAAUAUAUACAAUAACAAUACAA